AACAGAAUGCCUAAGCAAGUGGAGGUGAGGAUGCAUGAGAGCCACCUGGAGCCUGUGGACCCCCUUCCUGAGCCCAUGUGUGGGGGCCUCUGCCAGAAGCUGUCUGAGAACUUGCUGCUCACGUUCACAGUCCUGGGUGUGAUUGUGGGGUCUGUGACUGGAACACUCUUGCGCUAUGUCUCGCCCCUCCCUGCUGAUGUAAUCAUGAUCAUUGCCUUCCCUGGAGAAAUUCUCAUGAGGAUGCUGAAGAUGGUCAUUCUGCCUCUCAUCAUAUCUAGUCUAAUCACAGGACUUGCUGGAUUAGAUGCUAAAUCUAGUGGACGUCUAGGCACUAGAGCCAUGGUCUACUAUAUGUCUACCACAAUCAUCGCAGCUAUACUUGGCGUGAUCCUGGUCCUAGCCAUUCACCCAGGCAACCCAAAACUGAAAGCCCGACUCGGGGAAGGCAACAAGAACGAUGAGGUUUACAGUUUGGAUGCCUUCUUGGACCUCAUCAGGAACCUCUUCCCUGAGAAUUUGGUUCAGGCUUGUUUCCAGCAGAUGCAAACUGUCGCAAAGAAGGUGGAGGUAAUUCCAGAUUACACAGAAGAAGUGAAUGCCACCAUGGAUGACUUCCUGCUCGAUGGCACCAGGCCCCCGCCCCAGCCUGUGUUUGUCACUAAAAAGUCCUUUCAGUUCAAGGGUGGAAUGAAUGUACUAGGCCUUAUCGGCUUCUUCAUUGCAUUUGGGAUCACCAUGGGGAAGAUGGGGGAGAAGGCCAGGCUGAUGCUGGACUUCUUCAACAUCUUGAAUGAGAUCGUCAUGAGACUGGUUACUAUGAUUAUGUGGUAUUCACCUUUGGGUAUUGCCUGCCUGAUUUGUGGAAAGAUCAUCUCCAUCAAAGACCUGGAGGUGGUGGCCCGGCAGCUGGGCAUGUACAUGGUGACAGUCGUUGUGGGUCUUAUCAUCCACGGCGGCAUAUUUCUGCCUCUCAUCUACUUUGUCAUCGUCAAGAAAAAUCCCUAUACCUUCUUUAUGGGCAUCUUCCAGGCAUGGAUCACUGCUCUAGGGACAGCAUCCAGUGCUGGCACUCUGCCUGUCACUUUCCGAUGCCUAGAGGAAAACCUGGGCAUCGAUAAGAGAGUAACACGUUUUGUGCUCCCUGUUGGUGCCACCAUCAACAUGGAUGGUACUGCACUUUAUGAGGCUGUGGCGGCCAUCUUUAUUGCACAGAUGAAUGGUAUCUACUUAGAUGGGGGUCAAAUUGUCACAGUCAGUCUAACUGCUACCCUGGCCAGUGUGGGGGCCGCCAGCAUUCCCAGUGCUGGACUAGUGACCAUGCUUCUGAUCCUGACUGCAGUGGGGCUGCCCACUCAAGAUAUCAGCCUUCUGGUCGCUGUGGACUGGCUCCUGGAUAGGUUCCGAACAUCUGUCAAUGUGGUGGGUGACUCCUAUGGUGCGGGCAUUGUGUACCACCUGUCGAAAGAGGAGCUGGACAACCUUGACGCCCAUCAGACGAGGUUCGACGACAUCGAGAUGUCUCAGACGCAAUCCUACUAUGACGAUCUCAAAAACCACCAUGAAAACAACACCAACCAGUGUGUUUAUGCUGCUCACAACUCAAUCCUGGUAGAUGACUGCAAGGUAACCAUGUCCACAAAUGGCUCCACUGCGGAGUUCUCUCUUGUUGAGGAAGAACCAUGGAAACGUGAAUAA
Messenger RNA from Megalops cyprinoides (Indo-Pacific tarpon), 1695 nucleotides. Its product is annotated as excitatory amino acid transporter 2-like. Gene Ontology annotation, molecular function: glutamate:sodium symporter activity; L-glutamate transmembrane transporter activity; neutral L-amino acid transmembrane transporter activity. Gene Ontology annotation, cellular component: plasma membrane. The transcript is spliced from 10 exons. NCBI's taxonomy places the organism in Eukaryota, Metazoa, Chordata, Actinopteri, Elopiformes, Megalopidae. Gene Ontology annotation, biological process: L-glutamate transmembrane transport. Bases 7 to 1695 code for a protein of 562 amino acids. The record is from RefSeq and is a predicted model, not a curated record.